CCCUCCGCGGCUCGUCCUCAGACCGCAAUUCAACGCACACCGCUCGCCACAACCGACAUGUCAAUACUCACCGCAUUGCUCACCAUUGGUGUGAUUGGGUGGAGUUUGGGCCAACCGAUCCUUCCAGCAUUACCUUAUCCACCGUACCAAUUGGUGUAUUUAACUCCUCCACAAAGACUUUAUCAAGUUAUAGAGCCAGCUCAGCCAGUUCUGAACAACCGGGUGUCAGAAGUCAAUUCUGGUGAUGAUACAGUGGAUGUGGCACAAGCGAAUGAUGACGAAAAUGAAGAACAAUAUGAAGUUUCUCAAUUUCACUCAGAAGAUGACAAUGGAAGGGUUGUUUUUGGGUUCCACAGCCCUGAUCAAAUAAGAAUGGAGGCAAGAGAUUCUGACGGGACCGUCAGAGGAUCGUACAGUUACAUUGACGCAAAUGGAAAUAUUGUCCGGAUGCAUUACUGGGAUGAUGGGUCUGGUUUUCACGCAGCGGGUAACAACCUUCCUGUAGCAGUACAUCAAGUUCCAGAGUACACUCCUGAAGUCCAAGCAGCAAGAGAUCAGCACUUUAGAUUGUAUGAAGCAACACUGGCCUCACUUCAGGCAGCAAUGGAUCAAAGUUCUGAAGAAAACAGCGAUAAGAAAAAGGAUGAAGAUUAUGCUGAGCAACCUGUCUAUUCUGAUUUGGAUCACGAUUUGGACAACCCUUCCGAUCACACAGUAAUAAUUGAAAACGGUGUCCCCAAGCCUGACCGCCCUGAAUACUCCAAAAUCCCUCUCUUCGUUCAAGCAAACCAAUUUUUAGAUCAAACAUUUGAUGAUGAUAAAGAGUCAAUAUCUAUCGACAAUCCUGAUUUCCGAAGCCAAGUACCACAAUGGGUCAUCAGGCAAGGUAAAAGUGAUGCAGAAUCGCACUAUGAAGGGUCGAAGGGUGAGAAAAAGCCAGAUGUAAAACUAGUAAAAACUGAAAAUCCAAUCUCACUAGAGAAAAAAAUUGAUAUCAAACCCAAUGCGAAAGGUGAGUACAAUCCACAAACAAAAGAGAUAACAGGAGGAAAGCGAGCAUUUUACUAUCACUUUAAACAUCUUAUUCCACUAAAUAAAGGUUUAGUUGAUCAUGCACCAAGUGAUACCGCUGCCAAAGCAAAACAAGCAGGAGAUAUACCAGUUGCCGCUGUUCAGGACUCACAGUCUUCAUGGCAAAUAAGCUCUGUACCAAACUUGCAAGUUUACCCAGUCUAUCACCCUGAACAAAAUUCAGAGGAAAGAAAUGAAUAAAUUUAAUACCCUGCCUGAAAACGACCUAGAUAGCAGUGAAAUGGAACUGAACCACAACAAACAUUGUAAUGAAAAUAUGCUUUUUAAAACAAUGUUUCCUUUUUCAAAUGUGAUGUAGACUGUAAAUUUAUUGUUUUUAUUUUCUUUUCAAUUUUAAUUCUUCAUAAAUAUUUCUGUAGGCCUUUUUCACUCUUGCCAUCAUGAAAUAUUAUUUAUUAUGUGUGUAGGCAUUUUAGUGAUGUGUUAGUGAACCGAUUAGAAUAAAUUACUGAAAAGAGAGGAUUUUUCUAUAAUAAAUGUCAGACAGCAUUUAUUCUUUAAAAAAUCUAAUUAUAAAAUAUACGAGUGUACAACUGAUAUUAUAGAUUAAUCCCAACGAAUCUCUCUAAAUUGCUAUUAAAAAAAUAGUUUAUAAAUUGAGGCCUUUUUAAUAAAUUUACACAUGUGAAGCUUAUUUAAUAUGUAGAAUAUUUAUAAUGCCUGUAAAGUGUGAACGUUUUGCUCAGCGAUUGUAUUUUCAAAAUAUACUUUUUAUCAUCAAAUA
Molecule: messenger RNA, 1816 nt
Organism: Cimex lectularius (bed bug)
Lineage: Eukaryota; Metazoa; Arthropoda; Insecta; Hemiptera; Cimicidae
Exons: 4
Coding region: 58-1272 (404 amino acids)
Cellular component (GO): chitin-based extracellular matrix
Molecular function (GO): structural constituent of chitin-based larval cuticle
Source: RefSeq, a predicted model, not a curated record